AUGUUCUCUAGAAUUAAACAUUGUAGAUACUUAAGAAUACAACGAGUAAACAGUAAUGGUUAUGAUCACUUAAAAAACAAUUAUUUUAUACAUAUGUCAUACCAGCAUAUGACCAAUGAGAAAAAAGAAGAGAUAAAAUAUUAUGAAGAAUAUAAAGAAGAUUGUAAUAUAUUAAGUAGCUUGAGAAAGAAUGAUUUUAAGCAUAUUCUUAAUGAUGACGAUAAAAAAGAUAUAAACAAAUUAAAAAGGAAAUUGUUGAAGUUGCUCAAGGAUUAUCACCCAGAUAUGUACAUUAAAGAAAAGAAUGUAGAACGGAAGAAAAAAAAAGAAGAAAUAUUUAUAGAAAUAUACAACAAGUAUAAAAAUAUAGAUAGGGAUUUUGAACAAAUGGGAUUCUCAGAUAUAAUUGAUGAGUCUAUAUAUGAAGACGAAGAUGACAGAAAUGAACGAAUUGAAAAAUACAAAAGAUAUUCAGAAGGAAAACGAAAGGAUAUAGCAACCAAACACAUAGAAAUGUAUAUUGUCAUAUCUAUUUUAUUAACGUUUGGAUUGGUUUUUUCCAUAUGCGUGUAUUUACCUUUUAAAGGAUCAAGUUAUGAUCUAGAACAUAUUUAUGAAAAUGUCGAAGAGAGAAAAGAUGAUAAUGUGGUAACUUGUUUUUACAAUCCUAUAAUGAGAAGAUAUGAGUAUCUACCACAAAAUAGAAAUUACAUUCCCCCCAAUCCUAGGCAGCUAUACAACUUUUACAAGAACAACUUCCCUGAACUUCCCAUAGAUGAGGACAUUUUAAAAUUGAAGCAUUUCGAAAUGAUUAAGUUACCAAAAAAUCGAGCAAAGAAAUGCAGACUUUUUUACGACGUAAAAACAAACGAACUAAUUUUUUUAAAAAAAAAAAAAAAAGAUUUUGCGGCAAUUUCAUAA
Messenger RNA from Plasmodium reichenowi, 921 nucleotides. RefSeq lists its product as hypothetical. The record is from RefSeq and is a predicted model, not a curated record. NCBI's taxonomy places the organism in Eukaryota, Apicomplexa, Aconoidasida, Haemosporida, Plasmodiidae. The transcript has 6 exons. The coding region runs from base 1 to 921 and encodes 306 amino acids.